This is a messenger RNA of Penicillium canariense, 1161 nucleotides long. Its product is annotated as uracil-DNA glycosylase. NCBI's taxonomy places the organism in Eukaryota, Fungi, Ascomycota, Eurotiomycetes, Eurotiales, Aspergillaceae. Gene Ontology annotation, biological process: base-excision repair; base-excision repair, AP site formation via deaminated base removal. The record is from RefSeq and is a predicted model, not a curated record. The transcript is spliced from 3 exons. Gene Ontology annotation, molecular function: uracil DNA N-glycosylase activity. The coding region runs from base 1 to 1161 and encodes 386 amino acids. Gene Ontology annotation, cellular component: nucleus; mitochondrion.
AUGGUGAGUCCCGCGCUCAAGCGGAACGCGGACCAUCUCCUCGGCCCCGCGGCCAACAGCAAGAAGCUCAAGGGUGGCAGCAUUACAUCUUUUUUCGGGUUGUCCCAGCCGAAAGCCCUGAGUACACAGGGAGCAGCUGCAGGAACAGGAACAGGCGCCGGUGCCGCGCCUCGGUCCAGCUCUUUCAAUAAGGAGAAAUGGGUCGCAUCCCUGACGCCGGAGCAGAAGGAGCUCUUGCAGCUGGAGAUUGAGACGUUAGAUGAGAGCUGGCUGGCGCACCUCAAGGAGGAAGUGGUGACGCCAGAGUUCCUGACCCUCAAGCGCUUCCUGAAGAAAGAGAAGGAAGGCAAGGCCAAGAUCUUCCCGCCUGAGGAGGACGUGUAUUCCUGGUCCCGCCACACCCCCUUGCACACCGUCAAAGUCGUCAUCAUCGGCCAAGACCCAUACCACAACGAUAACCAAGCGCAUGGGCUCUGCUUCUCCGUGCGCCCUCCUACACGCGCCCCGCCCUCCCUCGUCAACAUCUACAAGGGCAUCAAAAAGAGCUACCCAGACUUCGUGGCGCCGCCCAACAACGGCGGCCUACUGAUCCCCUGGGCGGAGCGGGGGGUGCUGAUGCUCAACACGUGUCUGACGGUGCGCGCGCACCAAGCUAACAGCCACUCGGGCAAGGGGUGGGAGCGGUUCACACAAAAGGCGAUUGACCUUGUUGCGCGGGUGCGAGGCAAUGGGGUGGUCUUUCUAGCGUGGGGGAAGCCGGCGGGGAUGCGAGUGGCGAAGAUCAAUAAGGCGAAGCAUUGCGUUCUGCAGUCGGUGCAUCCGAGUCCGUUGAGUGCGCAUGGUGGAUUUUUCGAGAACGGACAUUUCAAAAAGUGCAACGCUUGGCUUGCGGAGCGGUAUGGCGAGGAUGGGAUUAUUGAUUGGAGUCUCGCGCCGAGUAAAAAGGCUGUUGAGCCGGCCGGCAAGGAGAACUCGGCUCCUUUGGCCAACGUUUCAUCGUCGCCAGACAAGUGUGCUGAGAAGGCGGAGGAGGACUCGACAAAUCCGUCUCUUGUGGAAGAUGAGUUUGACGAUGACGAUGCUCUUGAAGCACUUGUGGCCGCGGAGAAAGAGGAGGCCGCUAAGGCAGUGUCGGGGGAUGCUGACCGCACCUCGCCGUGA